Coniophora puteana RWD-64-598 SS2 is the source of this 1862-nucleotide messenger RNA. Its product is annotated as MBOAT-domain-containing protein. The record is from RefSeq and is a predicted model, not a curated record. Gene Ontology annotation, biological process: GPI anchor biosynthetic process. The transcript has 10 exons. Gene Ontology annotation, cellular component: endoplasmic reticulum. The coding region runs from base 45 to 1814 and encodes 589 amino acids. NCBI's taxonomy places the organism in Eukaryota, Fungi, Basidiomycota, Agaricomycetes, Boletales, Coniophoraceae.
CUGCUCAUCUCCUGACCUUUCAACUGCUUUUUAUCCCAGCUUGAAUGAAUGACGCUGUCAUAGACAUGCCAAAUGAUCUAGGGAAACCUAGACACCACCUCUCCCUCGAGGAGGACCCCACCCCGGCCCGGAGGCAUCGAGGCAUUACAGCACUCACCGUCGACCUCCCCGACUCCGGCUCCAAGAACGUCAAGCUGGAAACAAAUCCCUCGAGAUGGGCUACGCCGGAGUUCUUGUUCUAUUAUCUGGCCGCCGUGAUUGUUAUUCCGAUCAUGGUGUGGGUGCCUGUUAGCAUCAGCUCGCCUACGCACGACAACUAUUACAAGUACAACCACAGACUGAGGCCCGGUUGGAUCUUUGGCCGCGCCCUCGACAACAGCGAUGCCCAAUACCGCUCCUUCAGGGACAACGUCCCCGCCCUCGCCGCCCUCGCCGCCGUCUUCGUCCUCACCAAGGUCGCGUAUACGCGCUUCACGCUGAGGUCCUUGACGCGACCACCCGAGAAUAACUUCUACCUUAUCCCGCUCUACCACGCGUUCUCGGCCCUCUUUCUCAUCGGCCUGCACGGCACGAGCAUCGUGAAGAUAUUCGUCAUUCUCUCUGCCAACUACUACAUCGCCAAGAAGCUCGGGAAGUCGAGGGCGGGCCCGCUGGUCACUUGGGCGUUCAACGUCGCGGUGCUAUUUUUGAAUGAGAGGUACGAGGGGUACAGAUACGCGUCGAUCCAUUCUUCCCUGGAGACCCUGGACAUCUACGAAGGCCUCUACCCGCGCUGGCACAUCAGCUUCAACAUCACCAUGCUCCGCCUCAUCUCGUUCAACAUGGACUACUACUGGGCUUGCAAAGACUCCGCCGCCUCCAGUUCCAAUGCCAGUCCCAGCUUAGAGGAUGAGAAACAGCCGACGAACGAGAAACAACGCAUCGCGACGGCCCUCCCCGUCCAAUUCUACACGUAUGCCAACUACAUCGCCUACGUGCUCUACCCGCCUCUGUACAUCGCCGGCCCGAUCAUGAGCUACAACAACUUCGUCUGGCAGCUGCGCAACCCCGUAUCAAUACCCAAAACCGCCGUUGCGCGCUACCUGCUCCGCUUCCUGCUCUCGCUCGGCACGAUGGAGCUCAUCCUGCACUUCAUGUACGUCGUCGCGAUGAAGGACGCCCGCGCGUGGCAGGGCCUCUCCCCGUUCGAGCUCAGCAUGGUCGGCUUCUGGAACCUGAUGGUCGUCUGGCUCAAGCUGCUGCUUCCGUGGCGCUUUUUCCGCCUCUGGGCGCUCGCGGGCGGCGUGGACGCGCCGGAGAACAUGGUGCGCUGCAUGGCGAACAACUACUCCGCGUUCGGGUUCUGGCGGAGCUGGCAUCGCAGCUACAAUCUGUGGAUCGUCCGGUACAUCCACAUUCCCCUCGGCGGCGCACACAACGUCGUCGUCUCGACCGCGCUCGUCUUCACGUUCGUCGCGCUCUGGCACGACCUCUCCUUCCGCCUGCUCGCGUGGGGCUGGCUCGUGAGCGUGUUCGUCCUCCCCGAGCUCGCCGCGCGCUACGUGCUCCCCGAGUCCAAGUACGGGAGCGAGCCGUGGUACAGACACGCGUGCGCGCUCGGUGGCGUGCUCAACGUGCUCAUGAUGAUCUCCGCCAACCUCGUCGGGUUCGUGAUCGGCACGGACGGGAUGCUCUACAUGGUUUCGGAGGUCUUUGGGACCUGGAGCGGGCUGCGGUUCUUGGUGUCCGCGUGUGCGUGCAUCUUCAUCGGGGUGCAGCUCAUGUUCGAAUAUCGGGAAGAAGAAAAACGACGCGGGAUAUAUCGCAGGUUUUAGACCUGUAUUGCACGCUGUAUACCCCCGGCUUAGAGCGCUGUAUACCCC